UCUAAUAUCCAUUCUUUUCUUCUUUUUUUUUUUAUUUUUCAUUCUUCUGUAUUACGGUUUUAAACUUCAUUUCAACUGUUCCUGUUUGUUAAAGAACCUUGGUUAUGCGGAAUGAGAAAGAGAGAGAGAGUAAUUGAUCGAGUGGCAACGGUUCUUGUUCUAUAAUGAAGUGAUUCGAAAUUCACAUUGAGGAACAGCAUUUAGAGGAGAAUAAUGAAGAAGCCUGAAAACGAUGAUACAGUUUCUGCAACUGGCAGAAGAAAUGAUAAUCAAUCUGCAAAGUCCAACAUGAAGAAAGGAUCGUUUCAAUCAAAUAGCGUUAAGGUAUGGAAAAAUUUGGUGUCCCGCGAGGCAUGCCAACUGAAGAGGAUACCUAUGGUUCGGACGAAGAAAAUAGUUGCCUAUCAUUGCAAGAUUCACAUUUUAAUUUCUAAGGGGAAUCGUUCUGAUGGCAAGACUCAAAUGAAUAACAUUGUUAAGAUUUUAAAUUCCAGCAGCCAACCCAGCUGCGCGUUCUGCAUUAAUAAAAGAAGUUGCCGAGUGGUACGCUCGAAAACAAAGCUAAUGAAUUUUCUGAUAGAGAGAGGAAAAUCUCAGGAAGCUAUUCCCAUGUUUGAAAAUCUGAUUGUAGAAGGGCACCAACCAUCUCUAGUAACGUACACAACCCUUUUAAAUGCCUUGACCAAUCAAAAGUGCUUCAAGCCUAUACAUUCUAUCGUCUCACAAGUGGAAGCCAAACACAUGAAGCCCGACCCGGUAUUUUAUAAUGCACUUAUAAAUGCAUUUGCUGAAUCCGGUAACAUGGAUGAUGCCAUGAAAACUGUCCAAAAGAUGAAAGAAAGUGGACUAAGACCAACCACUAGCACUUAUAACACAUUGAUAAAAGGGUAUGGUAUUAUAGGUAAGCCUGAUGAAUCGACGAAGUUGCUAGAUCUGAUGUUGGAAGAUGCAAGGUUGAAACCAAAUCUCAACACAUAUAACAUGCUUAUCAGAGCAUGGUGUAAGCUGGAGAAUAUAUCAGAGGCCUGGAAUGUGAUAAAUAAGAUGACUUGUUCGGGAAUGCAACCAGAUGUUGUUACUUUCAAUACUAUAGCAACAGCUUAUGCUAACAUAGGACAGACUGCUCAGGCCGAAGCGAUGAUUUUAGAGAUGCAGAGGUAUGGUUUGAAACCAAACGAGAGAACUUGCACAAUCAUCAUAACCGGAUACUGUAGACAAGGCAAAAUAAAGGAAGCAAUUAGGAUUAUGUAUAAGAUGAAGGAUCUGGGCCUGCAGCCAAAUCUUAUUGAAUUCAACUCCCUGAUUAAUGGCUUUGCGAGUGUGAUGGAUAGAGAUGGUGUUGAUGAGGUUUUAAAGUUGAUGGAGGAAUUUCAUGUUCGGCCAGAUGUGGUUACAUAUAGUACAGUGAUGAAUGUAUGGAGCCAAGCUGGAUUCUUAGAGAAAUGCAAACAAGUUUACGAUGACAUGUUGAAAUCUGGUAUAAAACCAGAUAUACAUGCUUAUAGCAUUCUUGCUAAAGCUUAUGUUCGAGCGCAAGAAGCAGGAAAGGCAGAAGAACUGCUGAAUGCGAUGGUCGAAUCAGGCAUCCAACCAAAUGUUGUUUUGUUAACAACUAUCAUAAGUGGAUGGUGCAGUUCUAAAAGAAUGGACAAUGCUGUCAGAGUCUUUGACAAGAUGCGUGAGUUCGGUAUUUCGCCAAAUCUUAAGACCUUUGAGACGCUUAUCUCAGGAUAUGCUGAAGCAACACAGCCAUGGAAUGCAGAAGGAAUGCUCCAAAUAAUGGAAGAUUUUCACAUUCCACCCAAGAAAUCCACAAUCAUGCUUGUUGCCGAUGCUUGGCGAGUGGCUGGAUUAAGAGAAGAGGAAAAUAGGUUGCUAAGUACCAUAAAAAGACUGAAAACCAAGAAGAUGCCGAAUUCGACAGAGGAAGAUGACAAUAUACCAGUUGAAAGCUUGGAUAAAAUUUACCAAAAGCCAUUUACUAGUGUUCCCUUCUGUGGUCUCUUACAGAACCCAUCUAUAGGUUUCAAUGAUCACAAAGCUUCGGCUUUCGCGACUAGAAGGAACCGAAGGCUUCUUAGAGAUGGUGAAUUGGAGACUUCACUUCUCACAGCAAGGUUUAAGCGUCAUUCUCAAAUGUAUAGAUUGGGAGAAGGAUUUUCCAUCAUGUGCCAAAAGCAGUUUCAAUGCCAACAUGGUACAUACCAACUUGCAAAUUCAUGUACAGCAGUAUUCUACUAAAACAAUUGGUGAGUAUUCUACUAAAACAAUUGGUGAGGUUCAGGGUGAACAUUUUUUUUUUUCUUUCUUCCUUUUUUUUUUAAUUUUCAAUGUAAUUACAUUCUUACGCUCACGCAGCAAAAGUUGUGUUGUUAAACAAACUACUCCUUACAUUUUUGUUAAUCAAAAUUGCUUGUUUUUCAUUCUUCAA
This is a messenger RNA of Arachis duranensis, 2431 nucleotides long. RefSeq names its product pentatricopeptide repeat-containing protein At5g25630. Gene Ontology annotation, molecular function: protein binding. The coding region runs from base 214 to 2241 and encodes 675 amino acids. The transcript has 5 exons. Lineage: Eukaryota; Viridiplantae; Streptophyta; Magnoliopsida; Fabales; Fabaceae. The record is from RefSeq and is a predicted model, not a curated record.